Messenger RNA from Thecamonas trahens ATCC 50062, 1589 nucleotides. Its product is annotated as DNA polymerase subunit III. The record is from RefSeq and is a predicted model, not a curated record. Gene Ontology annotation, cellular component: cytoplasm. Gene Ontology annotation, biological process: DNA catabolic process. Gene Ontology annotation, molecular function: 3'-5'-DNA exonuclease activity; nucleic acid binding. NCBI's taxonomy places the organism in Eukaryota, Apusomonadida, Apusomonadidae. Bases 34 to 1575 code for a protein of 513 amino acids. The transcript has a single exon.
CCACAUGUCCGCCACCACACCACACCCCUCCCUAUGUCGUCCUCGUCCAGCAGCCGACUUCGCUGGUGGGGCUAUGUCGCCCUCUCUACCACAUGCAUCAUCACUGGGUGGUCGGCAGGUGUCGCCCUCUCACUAUGGGCCAAUCGUCGUGCCCGAGCUCGUCGCCGCGCCGCUCACCUUUCUGCUCGCCAGCCGCCACCUCCAUCACCGACUCGCAGCUCGUUUCCAUCCUUGCCUCCACCAGCAUCGACAUCGGCAUCGAGGACACCUAGUAUUCCCGCCGAACUCUUGCCUUCGGCCUCAGCUUCCACUCUGGCCUCGGCCUCGACCCCGGCCUCGGCCUCAACAUCAGCCUCCACCUCGCCCGAGUUCGACCACUCUGACCCAAACACCGCCACGGAGCCACUGCAGAUGUCGACAAGCGUGAGCGAGAGCUUCCAUGGCCCGCGCGAGCUUGAUGCCUUUGACGUAGCCUCGGUGCUGGUGGCGACGGGCGUAGGCGCAAAGGUCCGCCCGGCCGCCACCCGCGUCGUUCCCAUGUACGUCAUCUUUGAUCUCGAGUCAACAGGACUCGACACUGUCCACGACCACAUCACCCAGAUGGCAGCGGUGGUGCUCGGUGCCGACUCGGAGCGCCCGGGGUUGGCCAUGACGUUUGACGCCGAGUUUGUGUCGUACGUCAAGACCUCGCGCCCGAUUCCGCGCAAGGUCACCGAGGUGACCGGCAUCACAGCGGCGACUCUUGCCGACGCGCCGCCGUUUGCCACUGUCUUCCACACCUUCAUCGGGUGGCUUGCCGGCGCCAUGGCCACCCGUGCCGCGGCCGUCAUUGCCCACAUCGGCGAUGACGACGACGCUAGCGACCUCGCCCGCUCUCUCGCCGUCCGUCCUGUCCUUGUCGCACACAACGGCAACACCUUUGACUUUCCACUCCUGCUCAACGAGAUGCGACGCGCCUUUAUCCCGCUCGAGCUCUUCUCGUACCUCGACAUCCACACUGUCGACUCGCUCGCACUCUUCCGCAGCGUCAAGGCGCGGCCAUCCGGCUUUGAGGUCGAGGCGGCCACGCUCCGUGCCGUUCGCUCGCUCUCGCUCACCAAGCUGUAUCCGGCCAUUGUCGGCUCGAGCUACAAGGCGCACGACGCGCUUGCCGACGUCCGCGCCCUUGGCCGGCUUGUCUUUGGCUCGGCGCUCACCUCGCGCCCGCUCAUGCAGCUUCUCACCUCCGAGUUUGUUGUCGACCCGCUGCAGCAGCUCCGCGACCUGGUCACCCGCCUCUACCGUCGCGAGCUCCGCGAUCGCCUCGUCUGGCCCUCGACCAAGAAGCCUGUCGUCUCGUCGUCGGUCAUCAACCGCCUUGUCACCGCCGAGCUGGUCUGGGAGGAGCUGGUUGCCCUGCGUUCGCUCGCGGCCUCGCGCGACGCCUUUGUCGCCACACUCACCGAGCGCGUCGCCCUCCGCCAGAACCACGUCCAGGACAUUGCAGACUUUUUCGACGUCAUCCGCGCUGCCGCUUCGCGCGAAGCCGCCUCACACACUGUCAAGCGCUCGUCGUCCAAGUACUCUCUUUCAUAAAGUCAUCCUGCCCC